Elaeis guineensis (African oil palm) is the source of this 1864-nucleotide messenger RNA. RefSeq names its product GDP-L-galactose phosphorylase 1. Gene Ontology annotation, molecular function: GDP-D-glucose phosphorylase activity. The record is from RefSeq and is a predicted model, not a curated record. Gene Ontology annotation, biological process: glucose metabolic process. Gene Ontology annotation, cellular component: cytoplasm. NCBI's taxonomy places the organism in Eukaryota, Viridiplantae, Streptophyta, Magnoliopsida, Arecales, Arecaceae.
AGACGAGGGGCGAAAGACGAGAGAGUCUGAGGCAGAGAAGGCGAGCGCUCGAUUCGAUCGCAGGGCUUCCAAGUUGGGGCACCACGGCUAGCCUUGCAGCCGGCCGGCGGGCAACCGACCGCCACCACCCACAAGUGGAGCACCGCCGGGAUGGCGGCGAGGCCCUCCGCCUCCUCCUAGAGAAGCGCAGCCCCGCCGCGCACGGCGGCCGCGGCGCCCUCCCCUCCGCCGGUGGCCUCCCAUCCGACCUCCUCUUCCUCGCUGGUGGCGGCGCUCUAUCUGCCCCCCUCUGCUUUCCCUUCUCUUAGUUGACCUAUUCCUUCCUCAUCUACGUAUCGAUAGAGCUAUAUAAACAUGCUGACGAUCAAGAGGGUCCCCACCGUGCUCUCCAACUACCAGGAGGACGCCAGCGAGUCCCGCGGCUGCGGCCGGAAUUGCCUCGGCAAGUGCUGCUUGCCCGCAGUCUCAAAACUUCCCCUCUAUGCCUUCAAAAGCGAUUCAAAGCGGCCCAUUUCUCCCUCUGGCGCCACCGAUGACCCACCGGCCGACUUUUUCCUCAACUCCCUUUUGCUUGGACAGUGGGAAGAUCGGCUGAACCGGGGUUUGUUCCGGUAUGAUGUGACGGCCUGCGAAACCAAGGUGAUCCCUGGGGAGCAAGGGUUCAUUGCCCAGCUGAACGAGGGCCGCCACCUCAAGAAACGGCCCACCGAGUUCCGGGUUGACCGCGUCCUCCAGCCAUUUGAUCCUGCCAAGUUUAACUUCACCAAGGUUGGCCAGGAGGAGGUGCUGUUCCGCUUCGAGGAUGGGGGAGGCCACACGUCUCUCUUCUUUGACAGUGCCUCUGUCGAUGAAGCCAACCCUCCUAGUGUCGUAGCAAUCAAUGUGAGUCCCAUUGAGUAUGGUCAUGUGCUGCUGAUUCCUCGUGUGCUCGACUGCUUGCCUCAGAGGAUCGACGCCGAGAGCUUCUUGCUUGCCCUCCAUAUGGCAGCUGAAGCAGGGAACCCUUGCUUCAGGCUGGGAUACAACAGUUUGGGUGCCUUUGCCACUAUUAAUCACCUACAUUUCCAGGCUUAUUACUUGUCGGUGCCCUUCCCAGUGGAGAAGGCUCCAACAAGAGAGAUACCAAUAGCCAAGGGCCUGGCUGAUAGUGGUGUGAAAAUCUCACUAUUGAUGAAUUAUCCUGUGAGAGGCCUGGUUUAUGAGGGUGGGAACACCUUGAAGGACCUAGCUGAUGUGGUGGCCAAUUCCUGCAUUUGGCUUCAAGAAAAUAACAUACCAUUUAAUGUGCUUAUUUCUGACUCAGGCAGGAGGAUCUUCCUUUUUCCACAGUGCUAUGCUGAAAAACAGGCUCUUGGUGAAGUGCCCCAGGAGCUUUUGGAUACUCAAGUGAACCCUGCUGUAUGGGAGAUCAGCGGGCACAUGGUGCUGAAGCGGAGGAAAGAUUAUGAAGAGGCGACAGAGGACUAUGCUUGGAGGCUGUUGGCUGAGGUCUCCCUCUCUGAAGAAAGGUUUCAAGAAGUGAAAGCUUAUAUCUUUGAAGCCACAGGUCUGGUAGAGGCUGAAGUGGAAGAUACAGAUGCGAAUGAGAAUAAAGGAACAUAUCAGCCUACUACAGCAUCCACUACUCAUUUCCCAGAAGGCUGUCUGGUUCUACAGUGAAGGAUGAGUCUUCAUCUAUUAUUGCUGUUUGUUUUUAUUUGCUUGCUUGCUUCUGUACCAAAUAAGGGCUGUCAUGACACUGUUUUGUGCAGCAACAUUGCUUGGGGACUUGUUUUUUUUUCGGUGUGUGAUCUUUAUUGUUGGCUAAUGUAUCAAAUUUAAGACCGUCAAACAGAUGCUAAAUCUAUUAUUUAUUUUCAACUCA